AGUCACACAUUACUUUUUUUUUUUUUCUCUUAUCCCCAAGGAUAAAAUUGCUGCAACCUCCACUCUUUUAAGGCCCCAAACCAACCAAAAACUAGAUACAAUCGACUUAUCGUCCAAUCCCUUCACCCAAGUAUCCACAUCCACUGCCCUUUGCCUUCUUCUGGUCCCUUUCUUGAAUUUUGUGUAUCUUUUUCCAUUUAUUUUGGUUUUGUUUUAUUUAUUUAAAAUCCUUCAUUUAUUGAGUUGCUUGGACAUUCGAAGUAGUCUUCCCACAUUGAUUAAACAUCAUGGUUGGUGCCACAUUUCUUUUUCUUGGGUAUCCAAGUAUAGGAUUUAAUUUUCCUUCUUUCUACCUUAUAUUUUGGUUUUGAGCUUUCUUCUUUCGUGGGUUGUUGUUGCCUUUUGUGUUCAUUGAAAAGCUUUGGUUUUCUUCUCAUGGCCAUUUGUUUUUUGCUUUGAUAACGUCUUUCUUUUUAUUUGCCAUUUUGUCAAGUGCCCAUUAUCUUUUUGCUCCAUAUAUUUGGGUUUUAAAGUUUUCUCCUUUCUGAGUCUCAGGCAUUGAUUAACCUUCGUUUUUCUUCAAGCAACCAUUUUUUUUAUGGUCCGUGGUCUGAAGUUUCUCUUCUCUCUUUCAAAGAUUAGUUUUUUUAUCUUCCCUUUAAAUACCCACCUGCAUUUUGUUUGGAUUUCAUGGUUUCUUCUUCAAACAUGUAGGCCAUGCUUAUGGAGGGACGAAACUAGGAGCAGGUACUUUUGUUACUAAGGAGAUUUUGAGAUUGCAAUAUGACAUUGCUGCCUAAACAGACAGUUUUGGCCAUAAAGUCUUAUCAAAAUCAGGCUCAGAUGUUGGUUAAGAACUACUUAUUGGCAGAUCCCUUCAUUCCAUACACUUCCAUCCUUGUUGGCAUUCUUGCUUGCAAAGUGGCCUAUGAUCUUACCCAGUUAAUCAGCAGCUUUUAUGUCAAGACUUAUCCUGGUCUUACUAAAAUUCAAAGAGUAGAGUGGAACAAUCGUGGUGUCUCUACAAUUCAUGCCACUUUUGUUUCUGCUUUGUCAUUGUACUUUGUUUUCUGGUCGGAUCUCUUUUCUGAUCAACAACUUGCCGAUCUUGUUGUCUUCCGAAGCUCACCACUCUCUACUUUUGUAUUAGGGGUUUCUGUUGGAUACUUCCUUUCCGAUCUGGGAAUGAUUUUGUGGCUAUUUCCCUCUUUAGGUGGAAUAGAAUAUGUUAUACAUCAUUCCUUUUCUGGAAUUGCUGUGGCAUAUUCAAUGUUUACUGGAGAAGCACAGCUUUAUACGUACAUGGUUCUUAUAUCUGAGGUAACAACUCCAGAGAUUAAUAUGAGAUGGUAUCUUGAUACAGCUGGUAUGAAGAGGUCCAAUGCAUAUCUCAUUAAUGGUGUUGUCAUCUUUUUUGUUUGGCUGAUUGCCAGAGUUCUGCUAUUUGGCUACAUGUUCUACCAUGUGUACUUGCAUUAUAAUCAGGUGAUCAAGAUGCAUACCUUUGGCUAUGUCUUGGUUUUCGGGGUGCCAUUGGUGUUAGCUACCAUGAACUUGAUGUGGUUUUCGAAGAUUAUUAAAGGUUUGGUGAAGACUGUAGCAAAGAUGCAAUUACGGAUAUAGGAAGUAAACGUGAAUCUAAUAUCUUCAGAUAUUGCUCUGCCCUGAGAUUUGUAUAUUUUUCUACUUCUGCCAUGUAAAAAUGAUUGAGAAAUGUCAAAAUCUGAGUACCAAAGAAAAUGAAAAGUAAAUCUGAUCUGGUUUUUCCAGUUGAUGGAGAUGGAAUUGCUGUAAAUGGUUCCAAUUGAAUGCACUAUUUCGGUAAUCACUUAAAUAGUCAUAUCUUGCAAUUAUUUGGCUUUCAUGAAAGAUUUCCACGAACAAGAAAUGUUUUAAUGCAAAAACAUUCCAUUAUAUUCCAUGUUCAUGAUCACUUUCUUCUAUCUAUUUGAUAAGCGUUGAUCAUUUCCACUGGAACAGACAUAAAACUAUGAUCUCAGCAGUGGGUACUAAACCAACC
Durio zibethinus is the source of this 2020-nucleotide messenger RNA. NCBI's taxonomy places the organism in Eukaryota, Viridiplantae, Streptophyta, Magnoliopsida, Malvales, Malvaceae. The record is from RefSeq and is a predicted model, not a curated record.